AUGAGUACGUAUAAAGAUAAUAAUAAUAUAAAUACAUUAGAUCAAAAGAAAUUUUUGGACGAAUGCAUUUUUGUUGUAAAAGAGCAAAGCUUCUACAUGAAGCAAGCACUGGAGAAUGGGUCACUUAGAGAUACUUUGAAAUAUGCAUCGAACAUGCUGUGCGAACUGAGGACGUCCCACCUAUCCCCAAAAUAUUAUUAUGAAUUGUACAUGUUAAUAUUCAACGAAUUACAACAUUUAGAUAACUUUAUCAGCGACAAGAAAAAGCAUAAGAAGAAAUUUAUUGACAUAUAUGAGAGCGUACAACAUGCUGGUAAUAUUAUUCCACGUUUAUAUUUAUUAAUAAUAGUUGGUAGGAAUUAUAUAAAGAAUAAAGAUAUAAAAGCAAAGUAUAUAUUAAAAGAUAUGACUGAAUUAUGUAAAGGUGUACAACAUCCAUUAAGAGGAUUAUUUUUAAGAUAUUUUUUAAUACAAAUGUGUAAAGAUAGAAUACCAGAUACAGGUAGUGAAUAUGAAGAAGCAGGAGGAGGAAAUAUUGAUGAUGCUUUUGAAUUUUUAUUAACAAAUUUUUAUGAGAGUUUAAAAUUAUGGAGUCGUAUGAAUGAUAAAAUUAUUAAGGUACCAAACAUGAUACAAGAUAAUAAUACAAUGAAUAGUAAAAUAAAAAUAUUAAAAGAAAAAAUGGAUGUAAAAAUGUUAGUUGGAUCAAUAUUAGUAAGAAUGUCACAAUUAGAAGGUAUGACUAAACAAUAUUAUAUUGAAAAAUGUCUACCCAAAAUAUUAUUAUAUUUAUCUAAUAUUAAUGAUUCUUUAAUACAACAAUAUAUUUUUGAAUCCAUAGUACAAGUAUUUAGUGAUGAAUGUCAUAUAUAUAGUCUAGAAAUAUUAUUAAAUGCUAUAUUAAAAAUGAAUACUAGUUUAGAUUUUAAAAGUAUACUUAUUACAUUGUUAAAGAGAUUAAGAUCUUUUAUUGAAGCUAAUAAUAAAUGGGACUUACCAAAAGAUAUUGAUAUAUUUAAUUUGUUUUAUGAUCAUUUGGUAGUCUAUGUAAAUAGAACCUUGGAUACAUAUACCAAGUUUAAUUAUAACGAUACAAAUAAUAGCUCUCCUCAUGACAACCUCACUGGAUAUCCAGAUAAAGACUCAUCCAAGGCAAUGGCAAAAAAUAACAUAAAUAGUGAUGAUAAUAAUAAAAAUAAUGAUAAUAAUCACAAUAAUAAUAAUGAUAAUAAUCACAAUAAUAAUAAUGAUAAUAAUAAUGAUAACAAUAAUGAUAACAAUAAUGAUAAUAAUAUCAAUAGUAAUAAUAAUAAUUAUUAUUAUAACCAAUCCAAAAACUGUGUACAAAAUGGACAUAUUAAAGUCGAAAAUAUUAACCACACAAAUGAUAAAAAUGUAAAUAAUCAUAAACAUACAAAUAAUGAUAUCAAUAAUAAUAUUCUUAAUAAUGUGGGACAUAUUAAUAAUAAUGAUCUUAAUAAAAAUAAUUCUGGAAAAAACUGUACUAUAGUAAAUACUGAAGAGUUUGUAAACAAUGUUGUAAAAAUGCUACAAGUUAUUUACGAAUUUAUAUUUUUAUGUAUACGUAUAUAUGAUGAUGAUAUUAUUAUUAGUAAAUUAUUUGGUUUGCCAUAUACUAUUGCUUCCAAUGUAAAUAUGAAUAAUGAUACAAUAUGCGAACAGAUUAUUAGCAUUAUUGUUCUUCCAUUUAAUUAUUUAGGAUUAAGUGCUUUAAAUGCAAGAAAUAUGCAAACUUUAUUAAAUAAUAUUACUGAAAAACAUAAAAAGAAAUUAAGCCUAGAUAUUAUUGAUGCUAUUAUAGAGUGUAAAAAGAAAUAUAUAACAUAUGAAGAUGUAGAAAAAAUAUUGAAAUAUAUUUCUUAUAUUUUUCAUGAAAAAAAAAAUAAAAAAAAUAAAGAUGAUGAAGAUAUAUUUAAUUUAGAAAAUAAUAAUUCUGCAUAUACAUGUGAAAAAAUAUGUAAAUUCUUUCAUAUUAUUACAAAUACAAAGAAUAUUGAAGAAAAAUAUAAUAUAUCUAUGUUAUUUUAUAAGUAUAUUUCUAACAGCACUUAUUUAGUACAUUUAUUACCAACUAUUAUAUUUACACUUCUUCAUGUUGUAACUGAGAUAAUUAAACUAUGUCAACAAGAUGAUUUGAAUCAAAAUGAUAACAAAAAUGACAAUAAUAAUAAUAAUAAUAAUAAUAGUAAUACUAUUGAUAUUAUGAAUAGUAAUAAUACUAUGGAAAAUGAAAAAAAAGAAGAUAAUCUUAAUUCUUCUGAUUCAUAUAAUAUAUAUUCAAAUGAUGAAACUCAUAAGAACAAUUUUAAUAAUUAUUUACAUAAUAAUAAUGAAAAUAAUUUUAUAUUAGAUGAAAAAAAAAUUAAUCAAUAUAAUAUGUAUGUCAAAAAUAUAUUCAAAUUUAUUCAUACCAAUUUAUUAACAGUAGCUAGCCAAAUGCCUAUUUUAACAUUUAAAUUAUUUUUAUAUAGUGCUAUAGUUGUAAAUAAUUAUAAUAUUUUUGUACAGGCUCAUGAAUUUUUAACAUUUGAUAAUUUAGAAGCAAUCUGUUAUGAAUUCAUUACACAACCUUUAAUUAUAUAUGAAGAAGAUAUUAAUAUUUCAGCUCAACAAUUUGAUUGUAUUAUAUGGAUUGUAGGUAUAUUAUGUUCUCAUAUUAAUCUUCUUGAUAAUGAAAAUUAUAAUAAUAUAGCUCUUAAAUUAACACAACAUGCAAAUAAAUUAUUAAAAAAAAAAGAUCAAUGUAUAGGUGUAUUAAAAUGUUCCCAUUUAUAUUGGGAAAAUAAAAAAUAUAGAAACAGUACUAAAGUAAUCGAAUGUUUACAAAAAAGUAUAAAGAAUGCAGAAAUAGCUAUGCAAUCAAAUUCUGAUAAUAUAAUACUAUUCAUUUAUAUGUUAGAAAAAUAUCUUUAUUAUUAUGAAGCACAAAAUGUUGAAGUCUCAGAAGAAACAUUACAUUAUUUAAUAGAUAUAUGCCAAGAUUAUUACAAUAAAACUAAUGAUGACAUAAACUUUAAACAAGAAUACAAAAAGGUUAUUAAAUAUGUACAUGACAAACAAAAAAAUUCAAAUCUAUUUCAUAAAAUUAAUAUAGAUACAUCCAUAUUGAGAUCAUAA
Messenger RNA from Plasmodium gaboni, 3138 nucleotides. Its product is annotated as putative vacuolar protein sorting-associated protein 35. Gene Ontology annotation, cellular component: late endosome; retromer complex; retromer, cargo-selective complex. The record is from RefSeq and is a predicted model, not a curated record. The coding region runs from base 1 to 3138 and encodes 1045 amino acids. Gene Ontology annotation, biological process: retrograde transport, endosome to Golgi; intracellular protein transport. The transcript is spliced from 2 exons. NCBI's taxonomy places the organism in Eukaryota, Apicomplexa, Aconoidasida, Haemosporida, Plasmodiidae.